Molecule: messenger RNA, 1120 nt
Organism: Bombyx mori (domestic silkworm)
Lineage: Eukaryota; Metazoa; Arthropoda; Insecta; Lepidoptera; Bombycidae
Gene: mRpL43
Product: large ribosomal subunit protein mL43
Exons: 3
Coding region: 497-1048 (183 amino acids)
Biological process (GO): mitochondrial translation
Cellular component (GO): mitochondrial large ribosomal subunit
Molecular function (GO): structural constituent of ribosome
Source: RefSeq, a predicted model, not a curated record
CCAUUUAAGGUCCCUUUAAUGAAACAUGCUUUUCUAUUUGUGUUUAUAUUAAAGUCUCAACCAGUUUUUAUAAAAGUUAAUGCCAAAGUAUGUAAAUUUUCUUCAUCCUUGUUUUAAACUUUUUCUUUUUUGACUUUCUCAAAAUAGGUUGAAGUGUUUUUAUAAAAAUGUGGUAAUAGCCACAACAUUCUGAACAUUGAAGAAAUUUAUCUUUGACGGGAACUCUAUUAGGAAUAUCUAACUCGUUGUUCUCCGCAACCUUACAAACAUCAAUAUUUCUACGAAUAUGUCUUCCAUUUUAUAAUGUAAUAUCAUAAUAUUCGUAAUAUAAAUGCUAAAUCUGGAAAUUUGAAUAAACCGAAAUUUCCACUAUCUAUCAGAAAAACCAAACGCAAGCUGUCAAAAAUGUCAUUUCCAAAUAACAAAGCGUAAUCUAUGCAGGGCAUAGCAUAACAUAACCCAAGAAUUUAAAUGCAAGGGUUGAAAUACAAAAUAAAUGUCGGCUAACAACCUAUUUUUAAAAUCGGCGUUCGUCCGUGCGCCCUUGAAAAAUGGCGUAGGACGAUACGUGUGUCAAUUGCAGAGAAUAGUCUUCAAGUUUUGCAAAUCCAACGGAGCCAGCCGUGGUAUGAGAGACUUCAUAGAGCAAGAUUUGGUUGAUUUCUCAAAAGACAACCCUGGAGUGGUGGUGUAUUUAAAGCCACGUAGACAUCGUGGGCCGGUCAUAGUUGGGGAAUAUUUGAACGGGGACAGAUUGUGGAUGAGCGUCCACAACAAAACCCACGAGGAGAUCGUAAAAUGGGUCGAAUUGUUCCGAACUCAACAAGGCAACAACUGGAACUCGAGACUCCGCAAGUACCAGUACACGAACCACCCCUCGGUCCAAGGACCCUGGACUCCGUUCACGUUCAAGGACCCAGAAUUGAACACGGCCGAACUACCCGACGUGAGAUUCGGUAGUAACAAUCGACUACCCGCAACGGCAACUGAACAGUUGAGACUGAUGUUCGAGAAACAAAAGUUGGAUGAAUUAAAAACGGCGGAGUGAAUAUAGAUUAGUGCUCUGUAGUUAUAGAUUAUGUGUGUUAAUUAUAUUAAUAUUAAAUAAUGUUUUGUUUUA